AUGAGGAAGUACCCGAAGGCAGGCGUCACUCUUUACCUGGGGUGCGUCCCUGGCUCAGAGCCACGGUCAGGAUCCCAGAGUAGCUGCCGGCCCGCCACCGAGAGGUGCCGGUUAUCAGCUAACCAUCAGGGCGGGUGGAGGCCGUGUCAUCUGAGCCCCCGCUGUGACUGUGUCCCUCCUUGCUCCGGGGCGCGGCCUGCGUGGGCCGAACUGGCCUGUGGAUGUUGGCGGGAGCAGCCUGGAGGCCGCUGGGUUCACCCAGGUGAGCGUCCCAUCCCACCGUGCUGUUUUUCAGCUCGCCCUUGCAUCGUGGGGGAGUGGAGCCCCUGGAGCGGCUGCGGGGACCAGUGCAAGCCGGCGGCCCGCGUGCGGAGGCGCCCGGUGCGGCAGGAGCCUCGGAACGGCGGCGCGCCCUGCCCGCCCCUGGAAGAGAGAGCCGGCUGCCUGGACUACUCGACGCCCCGGGGCCAGGACUGCGGGCACUCCUUCGUCCCUGCCUUCAUAACUACCUCUGCAUUCAACAAGGAGAGAACACGACAAUCCACAUCUCCACAGUGGUCUACAGACACAGAGGACAGCGGAUACUGUAUGGAGUUCAAGACUGAGUCAUUGACUCAUCACUGUGCUCUGGAAAACCGACCCCUGACUCGAUGGAUGCAGUAUCUCCGGGAGGGGUACACGGUGUGUGUGGACUGCCAACCCCCAGCUAUGAACUCUGUGAGCCUUCGCUGUUCUGGAGAUGGCCUGGACUCGGAUGGAAAUCAAACUCUCCACUGGCAAGCAAUUGGCAAUCCUCGAUGUCAAGGAACUUGGAAAAAAGUUCGGCGAGUAGAUCAGUGCUCUUGUCCAGCUGUUCACAGCUUUAUUUUUAUAUAGAUGGCGAUGUAAAUAUUUCAGAGUGUGUUUGUAAACAUGCCAAAUAUUUACCAAGUCAUGUUCAGUGCUACAUAAACCUUCAAAAACCGUUUGGCCCAAGUCCCUGAACACAUGUCACUGCCACACUCUGAAGAAGAGAAAGAAAAUUUACGGGCCAGUUCCGAAGAUAUGUAGUGCCUUUAUUUUCAUUUCUGCUACACCGAGGCUCCUGUGGUCCUUGGCCUUCUGCAGAGUCAGUCUCAUUCAAGAGGUGGCCCACACAACACAAAAUACAUGUCUCUUUGCACUAAAAUUACUACAACAUGGUCCAUGUAUUGGUGGGUUAAAUUGUCAUUUAAGGUAUCCAUGCUUUGAAUGUCGCAUUCUUUCUUUCUAUUCUGUAAUCUCUUAAAAUCUUCUCACUUUAAAAUAUGUUAUACAGGUGUAUAUGCACACGGUCACAUAUACAUUGCCCAUAUAUCAUUCCAUAAAUUGUGAAAGAAUAAUUUCAAGAAAAUAGUCACAAGUAAUUUUCAACAGGACAUGUCGUUUAAGAUUUAGGAAGCAUUUUGUAAUGGAAAACCAACAGCUAAGUUAAAAAUGCUUUUUUGAAGAAGAAAUUGUUUUUCGUUAAUUGACAAGACCAAUCACACGUCCAUUCUAGGUC
Molecule: messenger RNA, 1522 nt
Organism: Puma concolor (puma)
Lineage: Eukaryota; Metazoa; Chordata; Mammalia; Carnivora; Felidae
Source: RefSeq, a predicted model, not a curated record